Myxocyprinus asiaticus (Chinese sucker) is the source of this 2426-nucleotide messenger RNA. It is a transcript of the gene mre11a, whose product is annotated as MRE11 homolog A, double strand break repair nuclease. The record is from RefSeq and is a predicted model, not a curated record. The transcript has 20 exons. Gene Ontology annotation, molecular function: manganese ion binding; DNA endonuclease activity; 3'-5'-DNA exonuclease activity. Gene Ontology annotation, cellular component: nucleus; Mre11 complex. NCBI's taxonomy places the organism in Eukaryota, Metazoa, Chordata, Actinopteri, Cypriniformes, Catostomidae. Gene Ontology annotation, biological process: telomere maintenance; mitotic intra-S DNA damage checkpoint signaling; meiotic DNA double-strand break formation. Bases 83 to 2170 code for a protein of 695 amino acids.
AUACGCAUUUCACAGCUUCCGUGGUCGGAGGGAGCUUGUGCACGUGAACGUCCAAUCCUGUUAGUGCCUGCAGUCUCUCAAUAUGACAUCAGCUGGAAACACCAUCGAUGAUGAGGAUACCUUCAAGAUCCUCAUUGCCACUGACAUUCAUCUGGGUUACCUGGAGAAAGAUGCCAUCAGGGGCAAUGACACGUUUGUGACGUUUGACGAGAUAAUGAAACAAGCCGUGCAGAAUGAGGUUGACUUUGUUUUGCUGGGUGGGGAUUUGUUUCAUGACAACAAACCAUCCCGCAAGACCAUGCACUGCUGCAUAGAGGUGAUGAGGAAGUACUGCAUGGGUGACCGACCAAUCGUCUUUGAGAUCCUCAGUGAUCAGGCUGUCAAUUUCAGCCAAAGCAAGUUUCCGUGGGUUAACUACCUGGACGAGAAUCUCAACAUUUCCAUCCCUGUCUUCAGUGUACAUGGUAACCAUGACGACCCCACUGGGGCGGACGGUCUCUGCGCUAUAGACCUGUUGAGCUGUGCUGGUCUGGUCAAUCAUUUUGGCCACAGUCGUUCGGUGGAAAAACUGGAGGUCAGUCCAGUUCUUCUUCAAAAAGGAAAAACCAACAUUGCACUCUACGGCAUUGGUUCCAUUCCAGACGAGAGGCUGUACCGGAUGUUUGUUAACAACCAGGUGACCAUGCUUCGGCCCAAAGAGGAUGAAGACAGCUGGUUCAACUUGUUUGUCAUCCAUCAAAACAGGAGUAAGCAUGGGGCAACUAACUACAUCCCAGAGCAGUUUUUGGAUGAUUUUCUGGAUCUGGUUGUCUGGGGUCACGAACAUGAGUGUAAAAUUGCUCCAGUUCGUAAUGAACAGCAGCUCUUCUAUGUCACACAGCCCGGCAGCUCAGUCGUCACCUCACUGUCACCGGGAGAAGCGGUCAAAAAACACAUUGGGUUAUUGAGAGUGAAGGGUAAAAAGAUGAAUCUUCAGAAAAUUCCUUUACAGACCGUCAGGCAGUUCUUCAUUCAGGACAUCAUGCUCUCUGACCAUCCUGACAUUUUCAGGCCGGAGCAACCCAAUGUCACGCUGAAAGUCCAGGCUUUCUGUCAGGAGAAGGUUGAAGAGAUGCUUGAAGAGGCAGAGAGAGAGAGACUCGGAAAUCCACAAACCCCUGAAAAACCGCUCAUCAGACUACGAGUGGAUUAUAGUGGCGGUUUUGAAGUGUUUAACACCAUGCGCUUCAGUCAGAAGUUUGUAGAUCGAGUGGCAAAUCCCAAAGAUAUCCUGCAUUUCAUCAGACACAGAGAAGCCAAAGACAACAUUAAAGAGGAAGGUAUGGACUUUGGAGCACUGCUCUCUCGUCCCAGCUCUGAGGUCUUACAGCUGAGAGUGGAAGAUCUUGUGAAGGAAUACUUCCAGACAGCCGAGAAGAAUGUGCAGUUGUCUCUGCUGACAGAGCAAGGCAUGGGGAAGGCAGUGCAGGAGUUUGUGGAUAAGGAGGAGAAAGAUGCUAUCGAAGAACUCAUAAACUACCAGCUGGAGAAAACUCAGCGCUACCUCAGAGAACGCCGUGUGGAGGCCACAGAGGAAAAGAUCGAUGAGGAGAUUCUGAGAUUUCGAGAAUCAAAGAGAAACACAGCCGAGGAGGACGAGGAAGUACAAGAGGCUAUAAAUCGUGCAAAAGCUCAUAGAGACCGCAGUGAUACUGUGAGAGACAAUGAUAACCUAUCAGACGACCCGGCUGACGUUGCUAUGGAGUCUGAUGAGGAGUCCAUCCCUGCUCCUCCAAUCCGUGGAAGAGGGCGUGGCUCCAGAGGGGGAAGAGGUCAAAGCACUAGCAGAAGAGGAAGAGGAAGAGGUGCUGCAUCUCAGUCAGCCUGGGGCGGACGUGGACAUAAAGGACCUCUCUCUAGUCCACUGAAAACCAAGUCAAUAAUGGAUGCGUUCCAGGCUCCGACCCAGAGGAGCUCUCGUGGAAAUGCUCCAAAGUCCUACGCUGAUGAGAUCACUAUAGAGGACAGUGACUCAGAUGAGAAUGCAUCAUUUGUUAAAGCUUCAAAGCCAACACAAAAGACAUCUUCAAAAAGCUCCAGUAGGAUGGGCUCCCAGAGCCAAGGAGUGUGCUUUGAUGACAAUGAGGAAGAGUUUGAUCCAUUUAAGGGCUCAAGACAGCAGCACAGAUGAUGACAUAUGUCUUCUCAUUAAUAUACUACUUUUUCUCAGUCCUUCCACAGUCUGUGAAGAGUUUUGACUAAACCUGUUUUAUGUUCAAGGUUAACUUACAGUUGUUUUAAAAAAACCUUGUUUAAAUCACUGUCUUUUAUACUGGUGCAUCAUUUUUCCAGGAAUUUAAGGACAUGCAUCCAUGUGAGUUUAUCAGUGUAUAAAGUAUGUUUAAAUUUGUUCCAGGCCAUUAAAAAGCAUCAACCGUUCUCCUUCA